This is a messenger RNA of Rana temporaria (common frog), 1858 nucleotides long. RefSeq names its product RAB19, member RAS oncogene family (gene RAB19). The record is from RefSeq and is a predicted model, not a curated record. Lineage: Eukaryota; Metazoa; Chordata; Amphibia; Anura; Ranidae. Gene Ontology annotation, molecular function: GTPase activity; GTP binding. The transcript is spliced from 5 exons. Bases 532 to 1218 code for a protein of 228 amino acids. Gene Ontology annotation, cellular component: trans-Golgi network.
UAUAGACUGCUGACUACUAAACUACAUGGUCACUCCCAGAGUUCCCUGCUCAUUCAAACUGCAUUGUAUGUAAUGGCUGGUCGUUGUCCUGAUCACACAGGAACUGCUCCACUUCUCAGACAGGCUUUGUCUUUUAAAAACGGCAAACUCUACUAUGUUUUAUUUCCUCCAGACAGCGCCAAGACCAAUGCAAGAAGAACAAAGAAAAAGCCUCAAGGACAGUGAAAGGUCUAUUGGCAAUAAAAGGAGCACGCAUUUCCUUAUUGCUACCUUUGUCUCUGGACUACACGUUCCAGAGUGCACCAGUGGAGAAGGCGGGGAGGAGAGGCUGGCGUACCUGUUCACCCAGGUGACAUCCAGUCCCAGGAAGGUGUGUGACAGAGCAGGUCCCUGCAGGCAAGGCGAGAGGGAAGACAUCAGACAAGGCUGGGAGGACUCUAGGAAGAGUUUUCGGUUGUCGAGUCACCUAAUACACUCUUUGCCAAUUCAUUGUAGAGGGAUCUGCAUCAUGUCCCACCGUUCCUGACCUGGAUGGAAGCUCCCGUGGAUCCGGGGCCCUCAGCAUUACAAGCCAUGUCUGGAAUUAGCCCACCAGAGGAUGACCCUUUUGAUUUCCUCUUCAAAAUAAUUCUGAUUGGUGACUCAAAUGUUGGAAAGACAUGCGUAGUGCAACGCUUUCAGUCAGGCGUCUUCAGCGACAAACACCAAAACACAAUCGGCGUAGACUUCUCAGUGCGCUCACUAAACAUUGAGGGCAAAAGGGUCAAGGUUCAAGUCUGGGAUACAGCUGGCCAGGAGAGAUUCCGUACAAUCACCCAGAGUUAUUAUCGAAGUGCUCAUGGGGCCAUCAUUGCCUAUGAUAUCACUCGCCGGCAGACCUUUGAUUCUGUCCCUCACUGGAUCCAUGAAGUUGAGAGAUAUGGAGCAGCAAAUCUCAUGGUGAUGCUUAUUGGUAAUAAGACAGAUCUGACAGAGAAUCGGCAAAUCUUGUUUGAAGAAGCUUGCACGUUGGCAGAGAAGUUUGGCCUGCUUGCUGUCUUGGAGACUUCAGCUAAAGAAUCUCGGAACAUUGAUGAGGUCUUCCUCCUCAUGACAAAAGAACUGAUUGCUCGGAACACCAUGCACUUCCACAAGGACGGACCACGGAACAGUUUCGUACUGGACUCACGGCCUAUUGUGGCAGCCAAGGAGCCCGAAAAAAACUGUCUUUGUGGGUAAUUGAGGGGUGACAUUACAAUGGAACCAGAAAAAGAAGUGUCUUAUUGUGUCAGUAUCAAUCUUGGUCCAUAGCUUGGAGUCCUAAUGGAACCACGUCCAAAUUUGCAGGAAAUAUUGACCUGAUUUGGAAAUCCUUUGGAAAUGACCCUGAACCAUGCCAAUAGUGGAAGGCUGGCAGCUGGUGGGUUUAUGGGAAAUAUGCAGAGGUAGCAGUCACCACACUUCUGCAGCUUUAUUCUCCUGAAGGACAGUUAUGGUUAUAAUUGUGUCCUUUUCUCAUUAUCUGUGAAAUGAUUAUUUAUAUACGUAUAUUUUAUAUUUUUAACCAGUGGCAUCCACUGGAUUGACCAUAGAUUGUUUUUAUCAGUCACUGACAGAAGCACCGUCGUCCUAUUGGUGGUCUGUUGGGAAAAUCAAAGGUGAUUGCGACUAUGACAGACAUUAUCAUUUCACAGUGGCUACAGCAUGAAAGGUGCUUAUUGGAAUUACAUUUAUUGAGACACAAUCCCUAUAUUUUUAGCACUAUGGGGCAGGGGCGGACUGACAACUCAUGGGGCCCCCGGGCAAUAGAAGAUUAUGGAGCCCCUGUGCUUACAGAUGGCUACCACGACAGGAGGCAGUGCAGAGGCGGAGCAGCUAA